GAGGGAGAGAGAGAAAUCAACUGUCUACUUUACUGUUUCUUCUCCGAGAACAAACCCUCGAAUCAAAACCCCAAACCCUACCUUUUUCAUCACACUAGCCGGAAAGUGAAAGAGGGAGAGAAGAGAGUGAGAGGGAACAAUGGGAAUUCUAGUAACACCACUCAGUGGUGCUUACAACGAAGACCCUCUUUCUUACCUGGUUUCAAUAGAUGGUUUCAACAUAUUGAUCGAUUGUGGUUGUAAUGAUGUCUUCGAUACCUCUCUACUAAAACCUCUUUCUAGUGUAGCUUCCAAAAUAGAUGCAGUUCUGUUAUCGCAUCCAGAUAUACCGCAUCUUGGGGCUUUUCCAUAUGCCAAGCAUCAUCUUGGACUCACUGCUCAAGUUUAUUCUACUGAACCUGUUCGGAGACUAGGCCUGUUGACCAUGUACGAUCACUAUUAUUCACAAAAGCAAGUUUCAGGUUUUGACCUGUUUUCUCUGGAUGACAUUGAUUGUGCGUUUCGAAGUAUUGAGACACUGAAAUAUUCUGAGAAUCAUCACCUGACUGGUAAAGGAGAAGGAAUUGUUAUUGCUCCUCAUGUAGUGGGGUAUCUAUUGGGCAGUACAGUCUGGAAAAUAACAAAAGACGGGGAGGAUAUAAUAUAUGCUGUAGACUUUAAUCAUCCAAAACACUUGAAUGGAACUGUCUUAGAGUCAUUUGUGCGGCCAGCCGUUCUGAUAACUGAUGCAUACAAUGCUUUAAACAAUCAGCCUCCUCAUAUACAGCAAACUGACGAAAGGUUCAUAGAAAAAAUUUUAAAGACCCUUAGAGGGGAUGGAAAUGUACUGCUUCCUGUUGAUACAGCAGGGCGGGGUUUGGAACUUCUUUCGAUCUUAGAACAGCAUUGGUCACAGACUCAUCAGACGUACCCGAUUUAUUUUCUUACACAUGUCUCUCCGGAUAGGAUUGAGUAUGCAAAGAACUUCCAUGAGUGGAUGAGUGACUCAAUUGCAAAAUCUUUUGAAGACGCACACGGAAAUGCUUUUCUUUUGAAGCAUGUUACACUCAUGAUUAACAAGAGUGAGCUGGAGAAAGUACCUGAAGGCCCAAAAAUUGUUUUAGCUUCAAUGGCUAGCUUGGAAGUGGGAUCUUCUCAUGAUAUAUUUACUGAAUGGACAACUGAUGCUAACACUCUUAUUCUUUUCACUGAGAGAGAGCAGUUCGCAACGUUAGCUCGAGCGCUUCAGGCUGUUCCACCUCCUACAGCUGUUAAGGUUACUACGCGCAAUAGGGUUCCACUGGUAAUAGAAGAGUUAACAGCUUUUGAACAAGAGCAGCACCGAAUAAAUAAUGAAGAAGCACUUAAAACUUGUGUAAGCAACGCUGAAGAUGCAAAAGCAUCUAAUGGAUCCGAUGUUAAAGAAGGUGAUCCCCUGUUCAUUGAUGCAUCUAACGCCCAUGCUUCAGCUGAGGUGGCUAUACCAAAUGGUGCUGCUCAUCAAGACAUCUUUAUUGAUGAAUUUGUUUUUUCUGACAAAAUUGGUUGCUGCGGCGAUUGUCUUAUCAAGGUAGAGAAGGUUGGGGGAGAUUUAGAUGGCAAACUUGAUGAAGUAGCAGCAAACCCAGUACUUGAUUCAAGACCUUCAAAAAUUGUUUCCAAUGAAUCGACGGUGCAGGUGAAUUGUUCAGUGGUUAACAUGGACUUCGAGCGUCGUUCAGAUGGCAUGUCCAUUAAAUCAUUCCUAGAUCGUGUCGCUCCUCAAAAACUUGUCUUGGUGCAUGGAUCAACAGAGGCUACUCAGCACUUAAAGCAGCACUGCUUGAAGAAUGUGUGUCCCCACGUCUAUGCUCCCCAGGUUGGAGAAACAAUUGACGUCACCACAUAUUUAUGUGCUUACAAGGGUUAUACUCGCGGCACGUUACUCGUUGGUGUCAACAUAGACAAUAACACAGUUGUAUUAGGCUGUGAAAGCAGGUCAAAUAGGCAAAUUGCUGAUAACGAACUAGGUCUGAACAUUGAGACAGAAGGUUAUGGUGAAGAUAGAGUUGAGAUCACGAGGAUUAAGUAUGCCAUUGAACCUCAUUAUGCCAUUACUUGCGCUGGACCUAUUGAGGCGUUGGAAGGCCUGUACAGUGAUAUGAGGAAGACAUCAUCGUUCCUUGAAGAUACACUUGAGGUCCCAGUGAACAUAUGCCAAGUAGCUGAGACUCUUCGUUCUUCUUUGGUAAGGAAAGAGAGUCAGAUUGUUGAUGUCGAAGAUUACAAGUUUCUUAUGGUGGGUACUCAGCAUGAUAGGGUUGACAACCCUGGCCGAGGAUUGUUUAGCGUAGACCCUGGUCUACGUUUACUCAGCGUAGAUCGUCAUAGUGGAGUACGUGAAAUACCUCCACGGUCAUUUGCAUCAAGAGGUAUGGGAACUGCACUGGCAGAUAGUCUUUUAGGAGACCUCAAUUAUGACGAAACUCCCGAGGCAGUGGCAGGUAAAGUUUAUGAUGUUAUAUAUAGAGUUAGUGAGGCAGAGCCGUACGUUGGUGGAGAUGUAACAGUAAUUAUCUAUCGAUUGGGUUUACCACCUCAGAUACAGAGAUAUCCUCAGAGAGAGUUCACGCUCAAAUAUUGGGAGAAGAAAAGGGUGCAGGAGCUCUUAGGUAAAGAAAUAUUUGAAGUCGCACGCGAGGCAUUACUGCAAGUGCAACCGGUGCAGGGACAUUAGCAGCCGAGAAAUGUGUGCAGUGGGCAUUGUAGGUACAAAUUGAAGACAUCAAGUUUCUGACAUAAGUAAGGAAGUUGUUUUUAUUCUGAAUCACAAGCCAUCAAGUUGUGAAUGGAGAGCAAAACCAAUAUUAGGUAAUGUACAUUAUUAACUGAUGUAUUGUUGGGUAAUGUUCAUAUAAUGAAAUAUUGGCCAUGAGAUCUUAAUGGUGAAGCAGACAAGUUGGCGAUUUGGAGUCCUGCUAAGUAAGGUUUUCUUUUGUAGAAAAUGAUCCCCACCAUCAUAUUUUUAAACGUAAAAUGAUGGAGGGCGUCGAAAAAUAUAUAAAGAUUAUGAUUGUAUAUCUAGUUGUAAACACACUUAUG
Molecule: messenger RNA, 3060 nt
Organism: Papaver somniferum (opium poppy)
Lineage: Eukaryota; Viridiplantae; Streptophyta; Magnoliopsida; Ranunculales; Papaveraceae
Product: cleavage and polyadenylation specificity factor subunit 2-like
Exons: 19
Coding region: 140-2695 (851 amino acids)
Biological process (GO): mRNA 3'-end processing by stem-loop binding and cleavage
Cellular component (GO): mRNA cleavage and polyadenylation specificity factor complex
Molecular function (GO): RNA binding
Source: RefSeq, a predicted model, not a curated record